UCUCUUUCAGGGUAGUCGACACGGGGCUUUAAGAAUUGUCGAUAGGAACGAGUACGAGCGUGUCUGUAGCCAAACAAGCACGAAGAUGACGACCAGAACAUACGACAAACACACCCACGUCUACAAGACGCACUUCACCACAGAGAUCCAGCUCGACGUGUACCUUCCUCCCGGCAAGGACUCGAGAACUCCUCGGCCAAUUCUCCUGUGGUUUCACGGUGGCUACCUCAUAACAGGCAGCCGUCGAGCGAUCCCCGGCUGGCUCCUCCACCACGCCCUCACCCAGAACUGGACCCUCAUCUCCGCCGACUACAGGGUCCUGCCCGAAUCGACCGGCCUCGCGACCACCGAAGACGCAAUCGCAGCCUACGAAUGGGUGGCCGGCGGCUCUCUCCACCGCCUGCACCGCGACUGCACCGCCAAUCCCGGCCAGAUCAUUCUGGCAGGCGCCAGCGCCGGAGGCUGGUGCGCUCUGGUGACUGCGUUGCACUUUACUUCUCCUUCCCCAGCAGAGCAGACAGGCCAAAUUCCCCUCCCGCCCCCGAAGGCGCUCUGGCUUCUCUACCCGCUGCUAGACCUCGGGAGUCAGAAAUGGGCCCAGAGCGUUCACCUUCCUGGUGCGAGGGCGGUUGAUCGUGCUACAGCGGAAAGCCUUUUACACGAAGUCUCUGAAAGGAUUGCGCGGGGCGAGAUAAGCAUCGGGGAGGAUUUCCCGUCUUCUGAAGAGGAGAUGCGCACGCGAAAACGGCUUCCCUUGCUGUAUUUGCUUCUGGAGCGCGGGGGGUUUCUGGAUUCUCUGACGGGGGAGGCUGGGUUCGGGGAGAGGGUGGUGGGGUUAGGGCUGGACGGGGCGGUCGCGGGGCAUGGGCAUGGGCAUGAUAAUCGCGUGAGGGGGCUUUUCCCGCUGGACUACGGCGUGUUUGGGCCUGGGUUCCCGGCGACGGUAAUUGUGCAUGGGACGGGUGAUCGGGAGGUUUCUUGUGGUGAGAGUGAGAGGCUGGUGGAUAAGUUGCGGGAGGGUUGUGUGGAGGUGCAGUACUUUCCGGUCGAGGGCGCGGAUCAUGUUUUUGACCUGGAGUUGCGGGAGGGUUCGCUAGAACGCAAAGAGGGGGGCGAGGCUGGUGCGACUCUUGUGCGGGCUAUACGCGCGCUGCAAAGGUACCUUGAGAGGUAAGUCGGAACCUGUCCAGAAAUUGGCUCGCUGGCGUUUGCCUCAAUCGACAGGGUUCGCCACUGAAGAGCUCGUCUGAAAGGACAGUAU
Aspergillus fijiensis CBS 313.89 is the source of this 1261-nucleotide messenger RNA. Its product is annotated as alpha/beta hydrolase. The transcript has 2 exons. The coding region runs from base 86 to 1174 and encodes 362 amino acids. The record is from RefSeq and is a predicted model, not a curated record. NCBI's taxonomy places the organism in Eukaryota, Fungi, Ascomycota, Eurotiomycetes, Eurotiales, Aspergillaceae. Gene Ontology annotation, molecular function: hydrolase activity.